This is a messenger RNA of Cajanus cajan (pigeon pea), 2020 nucleotides long. The record is from RefSeq and is a predicted model, not a curated record. Lineage: Eukaryota; Viridiplantae; Streptophyta; Magnoliopsida; Fabales; Fabaceae.
AUGUGGCAGCUUAUCAUCCUUAAACCCUAAACAUAACCUAAACCCUAUCACCAACAAUGGAGCGUAACUGACCAAACCUUAACCACGUCGCUUCUAUUCUCCAUGGCCAUCACUACCUUAAAAUUCGCCUGCAAACCCAAUCUCCUUCUUCGCUCCGUUCCCUUCCAAUGCGUCCGCAAGGUUGUGCCAAAAUCCCUCCCUACGCUCCAGGCAGAGGAAUGUAGCGUCCCUACUCGUGAACACGGCAAGAGAACCCGCGAAGAACUCAUAUUAGAAAAAAAUAAGGUCCCGGAAUGGAAGAAGUUGAAUUCCAAAGAGCUUGGACUUCGAAAUUCCAUGAUAGCAACUCCAACCAAAAAGGUUCUCAACGUGCUAAAGAAAAAGGGGCAUGAUGUAUACCUUGUAGGAGGUUGUGUUCGGGAUCUCAUAAUAAAGCAAACACCAAAAGACUUUGAUAUUAUAACUUCAGCGGAUCUUAAAGAGGUGAUGAAAACAUUUUCAUGGUGUGAGAUAGUUGGUAAAAGGUUCCCAAUAUGUCAUGUUCAUAUGGACGGUACCAUUGUUGAGGUUUCAAGUUUUAAUACUGCUAGAUGCAAGUCAAGUAUGCACUUCACUCAUGAUAUUGAAGCACCUAUUGACUGUGAUAAGGAGGACUAUCUUCGUUGGGGGAAUUGUUUGAAACGAGACUUUACAAUUAACGGGUUGAUGUUUGAUCCAUAUGAAAGAAUUGUGUAUGAUUACAUGGGAGGAAUGGAAGAUAUCAUAAAAGCUAAAGUGCGAACAGUGGUUCCUGCAGCUAGUUCUUUUCGGGAGGAUUGUGCUCGCAUUCUACGUGCAAUUAGAAUUGCUGCUCGCUUGGGAUUUAGUAUCUCACGUGAAACAGCUCAAUCUGUUAAAAGUCUUUCAUAUUUAGUUUUAAGACUAGACAAGGGUAGACUUCUGAUGGAAAUGAAUUAUAUGCUAGCUUAUGGAUCUGGUGAAGCUUCUUUGAGGCUAUUAUGGAGAUUUGGACUUCUAGAUAUACUUCUCCCAUUUCAGGCUGUUUAUUUUGUUCGCGGUGGAUUUCGAAGACGGGACGAAAGAACCAAUUUGCUUUUGUCUUUCUUCUCCAAUUUGGAUCAACUUUUGGCACCAAACCGGCCAUGUCAUAGCAGCUUAUGGGGAAAUGUCUCAGAAAGAAUGGUUGCUAUCUUUGCUUUACAUAAAGCAUUGAGUGAUAAACCAAGGGAUUCCUUGGUGGUUGCUGCAUUUAGCUUCGCACUCCAUAAUGGUGGAAAUUUGUCAGAAGCAAUAGACAUAGCUAGGAGGAUCAACAAACCACAUGAUGCCAGAUUUCCUGAAUUAUUAGAUUCUUCAGGUCUGGAUAAAGAGGAUAUGGAAGAUGAGAUUCUGGAGCUUGCAGAGUCUGUUAAAGGGUCAUUAUUGCAGAUGACAACUAGGCAUUUGGUAUCUGAGGCAAUGGCUGACUAUCAUGAAGCUCCUUAUUCAGAUCUGGUACUCAUCCCAUUAGCAAUGUACCUAAAAGCUCUCAGCUUUUUUGACUGUGUGAAAGUAAAUGCUGGUAAGAAAUUUUUGUCAAAGCAAGGUAGAGAAAUUGAUUACGAGUCCUUAGCUCGUGGUGACUUGCAAGAAGUACGGCAUGUGUUUGCAAGAAUUGUAUUUGAUACCGUAUUUCCAUUACACCUAUGUCAAGAUCAGUCCUAAAAGAGCACUGGAUUUCAUGAGGCUAGUUUGAAGUUUUAUUAGAAAUUCUGGGAAAAUUGAUGCUGCACUUGGAAUUCUAUCAAGGGUAAUAGUCGUUGAAAAUUGGAACAAUGUGUGGUGAAGGUCUAGUGCCAGCAUUUGGCAUUUGAGAUUGGGUCUUGCAGGAAUUAUCAUUGACUUUGUCAUGAGCCAUGACAGGCUAAAUAGGCAGCGGAUAAAAGAGGGAAACAGUUUCCACCCGCAAAAAGAUUUUCCCCCCUUUUCCUUUGUUAUUAUACAAAUAAUUCUUUUAUCGAAUAUCAAUCUUAUUUUCUCA